AUGGCGGACACCGGCAGUCAACAAAUGGAACUAUUAUUUUUUGAUACAUUUUCUCAUGAAAAUACAGAGGAAUUGAAUCUUGAUCUUGUGCAAUUUCCAUGCCCAGUUAUAAUAUAUGAAAUAAGAGUUAUCCCACUUAGAACGCAGGUACAAGCAGAUUUACCUGGUGGUGUAAGACUUGGGGCAACUAAUCCAUCUACUUUUAAACUAGAACUAUUUGUCAAUAACCUGAAUAAACCAAAUUCCUCCACAUUUGAAAAUAUUGGAGUAUUACAGUAUAAAGAAAAUAAUAUUCAACUCAAGCCCAAUGAAGAUGUACCAACAGAUGGGUUGAUUAUCAAAGGCUGGUAUAACACAAUUACACUGGCUGUAUAUGGAUUGUUGACAACUGUUCUACCAAAAGAAAGAUCAUCUCCCCCUCCCCCACCUCCUCCAGCUCAACCACCUAGAGCUAAAGUUGAGAAUCGACCACCUGAACAAGUUAAAGUUGAUCAUAGACCUCUACCACCACCCCAACAGCAACAUCCACUGGACUACAUACAGCAACAAAUACAGUUACAGCAACGGUUUCAACAACAAGCUGCUACACAUCCUGUACAACCCCCUCCAACUAUCACACCACCUCUAGCUGUUCAUCAACUUACACAUGGUCCACCUCCUGUAAGUCAAGCACAUAACUACCCCCCUCAGAGAGAAAAAUAUCCCCCACCUCAAAAGCCAGAAAGAGAUUAUCCUAGUUUUCCACCAGAACCAAAGGAACCGUUUGAGCCACGAGAUCAGCAUGAUGAUGCUCGUUCAAGGGAUUCCUAUGAAUGGGAAUUUCGAGGAAGACGAAGUUCAAGGGACAGCCGAGAGAGAUCUCAGUCGCGAGAAUCUUCUCGUGAGCCUAGAGAUUAUAGAGACAGUCGAGACAGGGAUAAUGAUAGAGAUAGAGAUAGUGACCGGGAAAGAGAUAGAGAAAGAAUGCGUGAUCGAGAUAGAGAAUGGGAAAGAGAAAGAGAUUUAGAAAGGGAUAGGGAACGAGAGCGAGAUCGAGAGCGUGAUCGAGAAAGGGAACACGAAAGAGAACGGGAAAGGGAACAGAGAGAACGGGAAAGAGAACAGAGAGAAAGGGAGAGAGAGCAGGAUAGGGAAAGGGAACGAGACAGGGAAAGAGAACGUGAUCGAGAAAGGGAUCGUGAACGAGAAAGAGAGCUGGAAAGAGAUCGUGAAAGAAGUCCAGUAUAUGAAGAAAGAGAUGCUAGACCUAGAACACCACCAAUACCAAGAGCUAGAUCUAUAUCACCAGAUAGAUCGGAAUCUAGAUCACCUAUACCUCAUCCUACAGUAGCACCACAACCACCACCAGAACCAGCUGAACCUAGAGAAGAAGAUGUGGAAUCAGGAGAAUUGGAAGAAGAUAUUUAUGAAAGUCUAUCAGACGAGAAUUCACCAGAGGACAUGUUUGCACCAGAAGGAGAAGUUGAAGCUGAUAAUGACACACAGGAUGAUGAUGGUGCUAGUUAUGAAGAUAUUUCAUCAGAUGAUGAUAUGAUGGCAGCUGAAGUGGAUGAAUUACAGGGUAUUGAGCUCUAUGAUCUGGCAGAUGAUCCAUGGAAUUUUGCUACAGCCAGUUUUAAUCCACUACAAUGUGAACUUGUACCUCUGGAGAGUUUUCAAGAUCCAGCAUUAUCUGUGUAUGAAGCAGAAGGAAAAAUAUUAGAAACUACUGAGACGAGUGAAAGACCUGAGGAAGCCCAGACUAUACUAGAUAUACUACAACAAUUUACAGAUACACAACAUCAUGACAAAUGGGUAGAAGCUAUGGAAACAGUACCUAAUCUAUUAGAAAAAGGUCUCAAUUAUCUUCUAGUUAAAGACAAAAAUACUGAUGUUUUGGAUAAACUGUUGUCUUGGACUAUGGAAGGUGUAGAUCUAGAUUUAGCGAUGAAACAACCAGAAUCAGCUUAUAAAGUGCGACAUUUAAAGAUGGGAAUUACAUUAGCUGGUACCCUUGCAUCUUUAAAUCCAGAUAUAGCUAAGAAAAUCAUUACACAAGAUAUACAACACAAAUUAAUAGAUUUAUUUGUCAGUCCAUACAUGUCAUUCAGUGUUAAACUCUUGAUAGUACGAGCUUUAGAUAAUACUGUUAGAUAUGUUGAUGGUUUAAAUUGGUUUCUGGGAAUUCACACUCAACAGACAUCUGCUAUGCAACAAGAUCAAGUCACAUGUUAUCAAAGAACAUUAGAAAUAAUGUUGGGCAAACAGUUAGUAAGAACAACUGUAGCUUUGACAUGUUUUUUGAGGAAGAUUCAUAUUUAUGAAGUAAUGAAGAAUUUGUCUAGAGCUGUAAAUGGAAUUGUAGAUAAUUUAUCUGAAGACAGUACAGAAGAUACAACAGAUAUAGAUGUAGAAUUAUCUACUAAUAUUUGUACAGAGAGUGACAUAGAUAACAUUGUUACAUGUUUGGAGGAAAUUUAUAAAGUUCUUGUUUUAGCUCCUGAUCUUAUAGCUCAGCCAAAAAGAUCAUUGCCUACGACUAAUCCAUUUGAUAAAGGUAGUGCACAUAGUGAUCCAUAUCCUAGUUUAUAUUAUAUAGCUAAUACUUGUAAUCUGCUACAGUCAUUGUUUGUAUUAGUAUCUUCACCAUCAUUAUUUACCCAAGCACCAAUAUAUCACAGUGUUCAUAAUAUACUCAAAUAUCUCUUAAAAUCACAGACUGGUCUCUUAUAUCUGUCUUCUAACUCAGAGAUAACUAAUGGUAUUAUAAGAUCACUUUUACAAGUUAGUACUCAAGUAAGGAUUAAGUGA
Messenger RNA from Patella vulgata (common limpet), 2790 nucleotides. RefSeq names its product protein virilizer homolog. Gene Ontology annotation, molecular function: RNA binding. The record is from RefSeq and is a predicted model, not a curated record. Gene Ontology annotation, cellular component: RNA N6-methyladenosine methyltransferase complex. The coding region runs from base 1 to 2790 and encodes 929 amino acids. NCBI's taxonomy places the organism in Eukaryota, Metazoa, Mollusca, Gastropoda, Patellidae. The transcript has 18 exons.